CGUCGCUUCGGCAGGCCCCGAUUCCCACGGCCGCCCUUCCGUCAUGCGGGCCCACCGAGACCGGGACAUCCCGCGCAGUUCGGCGUGCCCUGGCAGCCGAACAACAUGUUUUUCCAGUCCCACCCGUUGCGGGGCGCUCCACCGUUUAGAUCGGGAUCGGACGGUAGGAGAAGGUUUUGCACCUUCGACGUUCGAUUCCCCACUCCCAAUAUACUGCCCGUGUCUCUGGAUUAUGACGAGGACAUCGACCUGGCGUCGUGUAGUCUGCAGGCGGAGACCGAUCAAGAUGGAACUGCACCACAGCUGCCUCUGCUCGGUUCCGAGGAGGAGCGGCAGCAGAAGAUAACCGAAACGGCGGAUCGAUUGAAGCAGAAACUUUUUUCUUUUAGCAGCAAGACGACAGAUGUUUGGAGUGAAGACGUGCCGAUUGAUCUCGCCGAAGAUGAUUGUAUAGAAAAUCGUAUCCCUGUCGUAGUCGGGUACAAAUCAUCUGAGCUCAAACUGACGUACAAUGAUCUAAAGGACAUUGGAAAAAUAAAUCCUGAUAACGCUAAUCUUGAUAACGCGCAGCAUGCUACGGAUGUAUUUAAUAUUACGAAUAAUACAAAUAAUGAUGUAAUAUUAGAUGAAAAUGAAAAUGGAUCUCAUCUAGUGAUACCUAGCGAUCAAAUGACAAAUCUGGAAAAUGUACCAGAUGAUAAUGCGUGUUUGGAAACUGAUAAUUGGGAGUUCCAAGAGCAAAUUUAUAAUUCCAAUAUUUUGGAACAAUCGAAUUUACAUGGAGAUAACAAUAUUGAGUUAUUGCAAUCGGACAUUCAGUAUCAAUAUGAUGUACCUCCGGCUAUUAUUUUACAAGAUCAAGACGACCAGCAACAGGAUACUUUGCAAGAAAUCAGAGAAUAUCCCACGAAUGCUACAGAAAUCGAAGAAUAUCCCAUGGAUGCUACAGAAAUCAGAGAAUAUCCCAUGGAUGCUACAGAAAUCGGAGAAUAUCCCACGGAUGCUACAGAAAUCAGAGAAUAUCCCACGGAUGCUGCAGAAAUCAGAGAAUAUCCCACGGAUGCUACAGAAAUCGGAAAAUAUCCCACGGAUGCUACAGAAAUCGUAGAAUAUCCCACGGAUGCUACAAAAAUCGGAGAAUAUCCCACGGAUGCUACAGAAAUCGGAGAAUAUCCCACGGAUGCUACAGAAAUCAGAGAAUAUCCCACGGAUGCUACAGGAAUCGGAGAAUAUCCCACGGAUGCUACAGAAAUCGGAAAAUAUCCCACGGAUGCUACAGAGAUCAGAGAAUAUCCCACGGAUGCUACAGAAAUCGGAGAAUAUCCCACGGAUGCUACAGAAAUCGGAAAAUAUCCCACGGAUGCUACAGAAAUCAGAGAAUAUCCCAUGGAUGCUACAGAAAUCGGAGAAUAUCCCACGGAUGCUACGAAGGAACAAGAAGAGUCUGAAACAUUGAAUUUACCGACUGUGUCAUUUCCAAUUGAUUCAGUAGAUCAGAAUAUUUUGCUGAAGGAAAACGAAGAGAGACCGCAAAACGAAGAGCUUUUAACGAAUUUCGAAGUUCAAGAAAAUGUCUUAAAUUCUCACGUUCAUGCAGAAAAUUCAAACGGUAGUAACAGUGCGUUGAUACAACCAGCGUUAGCUGAUGUGUCAGCAAAUAAUGUUGCAUUAGAUAACCAAUUGCCAAAAGUGCAAGAAAAUUCUUUUCAUAGUCCACCAAACCUGUCUCCGCAUACCGAGCAGGUGUUACCCGUUGAUUUUGAUCCUACUACUCCACCACCGAUAUUAUUGAAACAAGACCAACCACCACGUAUCUUGCCUCCAUAUUCAAUACCACCCGAUUUACCACCAUUAUUCGAUCCUACAGCCCCACCGCCAAAUAUAAAAUGUUUACUCGGAUCAACAGUACCUCAUGAAGACGCAAAUCCUGCAUGGAAUAACGCUCAAAAUCCAAUGCCUGCCGCUUAUACAAAUAUAGAUGUUCAUACGGGCUUAAAUACACAUGGUGGAUUUAUGCUUCAACAGUUACCGUUAGAAAUGUCCAACCAAAAUAAUGUCUUUCUGCCGCCUCACGUUGAUUCGGUAAAUUUUUCUCCAAUAUUUCCUAUGCCGUUAAACAGUCAAUCUGGCAUCAAUACGCAUGUUCCGCCAAUAUUACCUCAAAUACAUGCGACGCCUCUUACUUAUGUAUCUCCAUCUUCCCUACCAGAACUCUCUUCCUCCCCUGAUUUAUCUUACAGCGUGAACAAAGACGAUGUUUUGGAUGACAUGCAGGAGGCUAUGAAAUUUGCGAAAGAAAUGACAAAUAUAACAGGAAAGACAGAUGAAAGUUCCAAAUCAAGUUCCAAAAGCAGUGUCUCAGUUAAUCCUGUUAGCGACGUAGAGUCUAUAGCCCUGCCUCCAGGUAAGCCAAGAGCCAAAACUAGUAAGAAAAAGACAAAAGAAGAUAACACAUGUAGCAAGAAGAAAAUAGUACCUGAAGAGCAAAGUACAGCAGACCACCUAUCAUCAGAAGAAACGAUACAAGAUGCAAAUGCGAAAUCUAAGGACGUCGAACUAAUGAUGGAGCAAGAUCGUCCUAAAGUAGUAUUUAACUUGAAUAAUAAAACGAAAAUGAUAAAUACUAAGACAGCGCGCCAAGAAAAUAUCGAGAAAAGAAAUGGGAUGACGCAUUCUGUGGAAUCAGAAAAAACUCGUGCAGUACCUUCGGUAACGAAGAAGAAUACAUUAAGGCGUAGAGAGAGUAAAGAGAGUAAAGAAGGGGAGAAGAAUUUGAAGAGAAAUGAAAAUAAUUCUAAAAGCACAAUAUUAUUCGAAUCAAUUGCAAACCAGGCUGCUACAUUGCCUCAUAAAAAGCCACAAAAGGAUAUUCACACGGAAAAAUCUCAAUCUUCUAACGUUUCACUUUAUUCGAAGAUCAACGCGCAAAAAUCAAGAAGUUGUAUAGAGAAGAACGAGAAUUCUAAUAUGGAAACUUCAUGGAAGAACAAGAUCAUCAGCCGAUUUUUAAAGAUGAGUACGAACGAUAUCUACAACAUGGUGAAUAACACUAGUCUUCGAAAGUUUAAUAUUAUAAUGAAGCGUCUAGUCAAGGAAAAAAAGUCUACGUUAUCCUUAGAGAUGAGACAAGCAGAGGAUGAAAAGAUGAAAAUGUACGAUCAGCAGGAAUUUAUGAAGCAGUUGAACGCGAUGUUGGAUACCGACGCUAUUGUGUCCGUUACGGAUCUGCCUACAGAGUUUAUUCAUCAUUUAAAUGAAGUGCUGCAAUUGGAUGUGCAACCAGACAAUCACGCUGAGUCCGCAACAGCUUCGAGUAGCCAAUGUCACUCGGAAAAUACGAAUUAUGUGUUCAGUUCUGUUACCCAUGCUACAGAGUGCGCAAAUAAAACAACAACGUCGAAUGACGUUAGUCAGGAAUAUGUAAGAAACAAAGGCCAUACAACAAAAAUGUCAUAUAACAAGGACGUACACACGCGAUCGGAUGAGAAGGCAUUAAUGACCGCGUGUGUACAAGUGCAUAAUGUUAAGAGUAACGAUCUUAACUUGAAAGAUGAUACUUGUAACACUAUCGUAGAUAAUGAUCCUAUUAGUAGUAACUUGUUAACUUUGCAACAUGAUUUAGAUGAUAUAUUUUCAGAAGUAACGAAGAAAAAUCAAAUCCCUGCGGCAGUAAAAGAACGCAAGCGUUUCAGUAUGGCGCAACAAAACGCAAAGAAAUUCGAUGUCGGCGCGAUGGAGAGGAGCGUGGAGAGAGAAGCGCUCUUGGAAGAUGAUACAGCAUAUAGACUGGAGAAUUGCCCGCGCUGGGACGAGAAGUGCGAUAGGUGGAAGAGGAAGGAACAGGAAGACCCGCACGCGUACAGAAAUCUUACCAAAGAAGAAUGGGAAGCGAGAUACGGAACAACGGAAAGCGGAACGAUGCUUCUCGAAACGCGAGAUACGCUUCUCGAAAUGCGAGAUACGCUUCUCGAAACGCGAGAUACGCUUCUCGAAACGCAGAUGAACCCGACACCUUCUUUUUGCACAAAAAGGAUUGCUGUUAAUAACAAAAAAUUAUCAAGUGGAGGAAAUUUACGUGGUAGGAAAUUUUACCCGCGACGUCGUUAUUCGUCCGAAUCUUCAAAGCACCCGUCAAACACAAGACACAGAUCUUUGGAGAAGGAUAAGCAUAAAAAAUCUAGACGACAUAGCGACGAUAGAGGACAUAGUACAGGAUAUUUAGAACAUAUUAUCAAUACCGACAGUAACAGCAGCAACAGCAACAGCAGUAGCAGUAGCAGCACCAGUAGCAACAGCAGUAGCAGCACCGAUAACGCAAAUGUUGCAAAACUAUUGAGGGUGAUAAAAGAGAAUGAGAAGGUAGCCAAGAAAAUGUCGUUGAACGAAGCGAUAAGAGACGAGGUGAAUGCCGAGAUUGAGCGGGAGCGGAAGUCGCGAAAGUCGCGGAAGAAUCGUAAAAGCCGAAAGCGGAGGAAAGCACGUAUGAGAAGGAAGAGGCAAAACAAGAAAAUGACGAGCUCCUCCGAUUCCUCCUCGGAAAAAGAUGAUGAGGAAGCGGACGAUGCCGAUAAAUUGCUGACAGAGAGCGAAAUUAAGAAGGAGAUCGUAGAAAAUCAGAUCACGCAAGAAGUAAUUGUUAAAGAGGAACUGGACAUCGGCCAAGAAGCGAUCAUCGAGAACGCUGAAUUUGCAAGUGCCUCGAGUCUCGUCAUGGAAAAUAAGGCGGCGUAUUUACUCUCUGCGUCGCAGAACAAGUUGGAAUCUCCCUUGGCACAUGAAAUUCCGCUGGCGAUUGUCAAUCCCACGCAACUAUACGCGGAAGACAGACUGCCGACAGCCUCCCCGACGCAACCGAAGACCAAGGCGCAAUUGAAGCAAAUGCCAGAAACAUCCGAUAUGAAUGACAACAAGGUUCCUCUGAAUGUAUUCACUUGCAUACCGGAAGAUUGGAGCACGGUUGCUCUGGCGAAUUUCUCGGAAUGCACGGAGGAUUUAAAUAGAGCCUGUCGAACAGCUGACGUCGAUUGUAAUCAGGAUAAAGUUGUUUUAUCGACCGAAGGAGCUAGUAAAAGUGCAAGAUUACAACUGAAUGAGACGCCAUGCACCUUGGCCGAAUUGUCUACCAAAAUAAAAGACGCUAAUGAAAUCUCAGCUAGUGAUAACGAUGUAUCAAGAGUGUCAACGGUCGCUACAUCAGCAUCGUCGGUAUCGGGUGUCUCGCCUGUGAGUACUGUGAAUCAGAAGCAAGGUGCCAGCAAAAAGAUCGACAUAAAGACAUAUUACGAGCGCGCUAAAGAACGUCGCAUGAAUGAAAAAUCAGAACCGAAGAGGCCCGCAGAAAAUCCCGCGAUAUCGACGCGGAAAAAUUCGCUUACACCGAAAGCCACAGAGCCGGAAGUUGCAGUAAACAAAUCUACGUUCAUAUCAACAUACAGCGGCCCCAUUCUAGAUCCGCGAUUAGUUUCAAGAUUAGCUGUUCCGUGCGUAACGAAUAAUAAAGAUGACACCGCGCAAUCAACGUCGGGAAAAAAUAUUCGGCAAAAAGAAAAACCAAUGGCAAAGGAAUCUACGAUUGCAGAAUUAGCACCGAGACGUCCUGAAGAAAAAAAUUCAAAUCAUAUCGUCGACGGCGAUAGCGGUGUUAAAAAAAUUAAUCAGAAUAAAUCAAAAGCUAAAGUAUCGCCGGCUGCUAGCAAUAUCAAAGUAAUAUCCAACGUUGUAGUAACAUCUAAAAUUAUAACACCAAGAUCCAAGAAACUCGCAGAGAUUAGAGAGAGCGUAGCAGAUAAACAAUCACAAAGCAAAGUUUCGUCUGAUUCUAAACGAUUUAAGAAUAUUCGGUCGGAAGGUAGCAAGGAGCUGAAGCUGAAAAAGGAAUUGGCGAUGGAACAAAAGGCGAAAAAGAAGUCUGCGGCAGCGUCAAAGUCUGUUGGUCUAGUUUCGACGAAAGUACAUUUUCCUUUGGAAAAGACGACGAGGGCAGAAGAGGUGGCUCAAGAAAAGAAGAUCGAUAAUACCGGUAAUAUAAAUAAAAUAAAAACUGAACGAAUACAAUCGAUAGAUUCUCGCGAAAGUAAGGUAAAUGAUAGCAACAUAAAAAUGGAACCGUCAACAAUUUCCUCGGGGAACACUGACAACAAUGCUGAUGAAUUACCGCGUGAUAUUAAACCGAAAGAACGUUCCUCGAACUUCAAUGUUGUUAAACGAGAAAAUGCUGAAAAAACUGUAAGUAAUAUUGACGUUGAUACGCGUAAACAUUCUUCUAAGACGCCGCGAGAUAAAGAAACUCGAUAUGUAAAACGUGCGAAGAACAUAGCAAGUACUGAGAUUGCAAAUAAAAAAGAUCGAAGCGCAAGAAAAAUUUGUAAUGCCGUUCCCGAACUCGAUGUGUCGACAGCUUCGAAAAUUGCCCUGGAAGUUCCCGAAAAUAAAACUUCAAUUGUAAAAAUAAACAAGAAGGAUUCCUCUAAGAUUCAAGAAGCCGAUGCAGCGAAAGAUACGGAGCUUUCGUUUAAUUAUGCGGACCAAAGUCAGAUUAAAAAAUCGAAUGAUCGAGAUCUAUCGGAGAGCACAAUUAAUCGUGAUACAAGCGGCAUUUCCAAACUGGAAGCGAUGUCUCGAUCGGAUAGCAUCGACAAGGAAGAUAGACGAAGUAAGGAAGAUCAGCUGUUAAUAAAUAUUAAAACUAACGAUAGUAAAGAGGAUAAUAUGGAAUUUAAUAUACCAGAUACGUACAAAUCUGCGAGUGUGACGGAGGACAAAUCUCGGGUUAAGAAAAUCGCUGGAACAUCAGCUUCAAAUAAAAACUUUCAGGAACAGCAAGGUACUACCUCUCUCGACAGCGUAGGUAGUCCGUUCAAAGGCUUUCUUCAGGAAACCAUGAUAGAUUUUGAGCAGCCUAACAUAUUCAACCAAUUGGACGAGGUCAACGCCAAUAAGGACAAGAUAUUACUCGAUGAUUGUAACGUAAAUUACGCGACGCGUAUCGCCGGUUGCAAGGGCGUGAAGAUCGAAGGGCGACGGGAUUACGAAACGCUGGAAACCGGUACUGAUUACGCUAACGACGCGAAUGUCAAUGCCAGUGAGAAUUUUUGUAUCACUUUCGAUAACGUUUUACUUGCUGCAGAUAAGGAAUGCACGACGAGCGAGAAGAGAGAUAAAUCCGACUUGGCGGCGACGGAUGAAAGUGGAGAAGGACGCGUAAGAAAAUCCUCGAGCGAGAUAGUCGAGGCCGCGUUACGCGACGAGGACAACGAUAUCGAUGAAGGCGGCGAGACGGACAGACCGUUAAUGAACAAAGAGGGAUACGCAUCGUGCGCGGGAUUAGUGAUUAAAGAAUCCAUGUUUAUUAACGAGGAAGAAAUUAUUCAGGGCGAAGCUCGAACGAAAGAUUUGGCAAGUAAGCUCAAAACGACAACCGAUCCUAGUUUAUCCGACGCGUUAGAGACGACGAUUUCGGACGACGCGUUGAGACUGCCGGACAGCCAUGGCGUGGAUCAUCUCGACAAUCACAUAUAUUUAGAGGCAAAUAUAUCCGCGGAAAAGGCGCCCUGCGACAAAUUGCCGGGCUUCGAUUCCGACGAGCAUCUAGAUAACGACAUGUUCCUAGACUUGGACGAUCGUUUACAAGGCACCGCAACGUUCGACAACAAGGACGACGAGUGCGUGCACUUCCCCGUUCAGGAAGAAAGCCCGCCGUACAACAUCACGCCUGCGAUCACUCCGGAAACGACGAUGAUUACGCAGAUUACGCCCUGCGCCGAUUUAUCGAAGCCGGAGGAUUGUAAACUCGACUUGAAGCACAUAUCGUCGUCGGACAAUGAUACGCUCGCGGAGGCGUCGGCGGAACAAUCGCCGACCGACACAUCGAGAACACUGAAACUGAAUAUCCGGACGAAAGCCGCCUUGAAGGAAGCGACGAAUUUUAUUUGGAAAUCUCCGAACAAUGUACCGACGGAAAAUAAAGAAGUGACAAUUGAGAUAGAUAAGACGCAACAGAUGAGCGAGGCGUGUCUGAAUUACCAAACAUCGGCUUGGAACAUAGACGGUCAAAACAACAUAAAAACGCAUGCGCUAGAGACUCCCAAUGACACGACCGCGCAGGAUUUUGUAAACGUAAACACAAUAUCGUCGACGCAAAACGGCUCGUGUGACCAGUCAGUUUAUAAAGAUAUCGACGUUAACCACGACGGUAAGUCCGUAACAUCGCCUUCCGGUAACAUCGAGAAACGUCUUCACAGCGGUAUGCUGCGUAAUCCGGUUGUGGAAUUGAGAAAGAUGAAGGAGUUAGAUGAACUGUUGGAAAAGAGGCGACAGCAAAAUUCUGAGAAAAUAAACGAGAGAGCCUACGAAAGUCAGAGGAAACACAACGGUACAAUUUUGCACAAGUUGAAAGACAAACGACAGAUGAAGUGUCGGUCUAAAGAAACGUCGAACAAAACCAGCUUGGUGAAGAGACUCAAGAAGAUGAAGCAAUCCGGAAGGAUCGCCGCUACCACGAGGGAAGCUAUUCUAGCUAGAAUGCUGGAAAUCGAUCUCGAGAUGCGUAAGCUAUCGAAUGAGAAGCUAAAGUUGCACGAGAUAUUACGGAAUGAUGUCUUGCCAACUGAAGAUUCUGUGACGAACAGCAGCGUAAUACUGAGGACGAGAGAAGACGAUACUGUUGCCGGCCAAUCUCAAGUACCGUCAACGUUAAUAUCGCAGAACAGUGAAAUAAGUCAUACCAAACAAAUAAAAAACGCGCCUUCGUCGAGAUCGUCGCUUAAGGAGAGAAAGAGAAUCUCAUCUCGCAAUUCGGAGGAUGAUGAACUUUUCAGUUACAGAAGUGCACAGCCAGUGCACCAGAAGACGAAAAUGCCUGUGAUACGGUGGAAGAAAAAGCCGCGACUGGAGCAAACAAUCCGACGGGAAGAAGAGGGGAGGGAAGACGAGAAGAAGGAGGAGGAAGACCUUGACGAGAUGACAGAACAGCAGACUUCAACUUCCGUGAGUAGAAAAGUGGAGGAUAGUACGGUUGACGCCGUACUAUCUGAAGAUAUCAUUCAGAAACCCGAAUCGAACGAUGCGGUAGAUCAUGAGACGCGAGAGGAGAAAAUCACUGGAAAAUCCGACAAGGAGGAAUCUGCUUGUGAUAUCGAUUUGAAGCGUGCGAUCUGUUCAGAUAAAAGCACAGCGGAUAAAAAUGCGGACGAUCGUUCAGAUUUGCAGGAUCUUGCUAAAGGCGAGACCGAACGCGCAAAAUAUUUUGAUAUUGAUAAACGAAACGUUAUUUCACCACCAGACGAAGCGGCGAAGGCGGAAGCAACGAAGGCGAAUUCUCAACCGCCGAGCAAGCAGGUGCACAGCACGCCGGAGCGUUUGUCUAUAUAUUCUGACGACAGCACGUGGAAUUCUCUGGUGCAGAACACCGCGUCGGAGAUACACGAGAACAGGAAGGCGACGGGUCUCGUUUUGCUGGACGAAACGCUCAAGAAGGAACAGGCCAGAUCGCGGAAGAUGAGAGCGGAAGUGCGGAAGAUGAAAGCGGAAGUGCGUAAGAAGAAGAAGCAGCAGCUGGAUAACUUCCUGAGGACGGUUAACAACCUGACGAUGGAGGAGGAGGAGCUGCCUCUGUCCAAGUUGUACAUCAGGAAGUUGCGACAAAAGCGAGACUUGAUCGACUCGCUCAGCCAGAAGAAGGAAGACACGGAUCUCGUUGUCGAUCCGAACAUACUGAAGAGCAUGGAUGAGAUGAUAAACGCUGUGGUGGAAAACAAGGAAAGUCUUUAUGAGCCUCAAUUGGAGGCGCCUGCUUCUGAGGACAUUCCAGCGACGUCCAACGUCUCCCCUGUAUUGCAGUCCGAUAAUCAAUUUUACGUCGAUGCUGAAGCGAACGCCAAUUCGGAUUGGCCCUGUCGAGAGAAGGAAAACGUAGAGGAGGUCGCGUUGCGGCAGGACAGUAACGACGUGCCUGGUGCGGACGGAUCGAAUCACGUUUUUAAAGCCGUGAGCCAGGACAAGAUUCCUUUCCACGACGAACGUAACAGGAUGGAACCGGACAGUAGCAUCACCCCUGAAGAAACUUUAAUAGAGAACCAUUCUUUAGAUUGCGAGCGUGACCAUUCGAAAGAUUCCAAUAAUAUCACGUCGCGCAGCUUUGACAUUAAAGUAUCCGUGCCUAAAAUUUUAAUAAAAGAUGAUUUCAGCCUGGAACUGUCGCAGAAAUUUAAAGACACGGAGGGCGCUGUCGUGGGCACUGGUCUGGUUGAUUCUACAACAAAUAUACUUUCGUCCAACCCUGAGAGAUCGGAGGAGAAGGAUAAGAGUUCACGAGAUAGCUCGCAAGCCAUUAAGUCGAUCGUGGAGGAAAACAAAAAGGAUGAGAAAGACGAAACGAAGGAUAAACCCGCAGUGGACGCUGAUGAAAGAGAAGAGACGGUCGACAGCGUAAGUAAUGCACCACAAUCUGUACCGCAAUUGAGCAAUGCGAAGUCCGGAUACUCCGAUAUUAGCGAGAACGAGGAAUCAGGUGACAGCGUUGCAUCUAACCGGAACAAUAAAAUAGCAACAAGAGAUACUCAUGACUCGAGUGUCUCAGAGUCUACCGGAGAAAAAACAGAUACAAAGCAGAAAAAAUCGGAUGCUGAAUCCGAGCAGCUCUCGAAUGACGCGAUUGCUUUGAAACAAGAUUGUCAAAGCAUGGAGAAUACAGCCGCCGAAGAAGAGGAGAAAAGUAAUCCCGAGAACAAGUCACGAGCAUUUGAGAAAAUCCUGGAUCACGAUCAAAGCAAUGGCAGUUCCAUUCCAAUUGAUCUAACGAGCGAAAGAUCGGAAGAAUCCAACGAUACGUCCAUCGAACAAAAGUCCAGUCUGGAACACACGUCGACUUCUACCAUCUCGUUCGACAAAGCAACCGCGAAGAGCGGAGAACCGAGUAAGAAGCUUCGUCGCAAGCACGACAACUCAGCGCCGGUUCGGAGGAGUGCCAGAAACUCCAGUGAGACUGUCAGGUCUAGCAGGGUAAAGGAAGUCGAUGCUGAUUCGAACAGCAGCGAACGAGAUUCGAGCGUUCUUCACGAGACAAAUUUCACAACGCGAAGCAGAAGCAAAUCUCCUACGUGGGCAAUGCCCGAUGAAAAAGUCACAAGCAAUGGUAGGAAGAAUCGCGUUGCACGGAAAGUGCAAAAUGUUAUUAGGCGAAAAGUUAUUAGCCGAAAAGCUAAGUCUAAAAAGGAGAUCGUAAGUCUGGCUAAACACUCCGACAUGAUUACAGAAUCCACAGCUUCGAAUAACAGCACCGUGGCAAACGCGAAGAAGAGGAAACAGCACACGGAGGAGCAAAUAAAAAACUGCAAAGUGAGAUUGAUCGACUGUAAGCCCGCUCUCCUUAAAUAUGUCAAACCCGAGGUUCUGGACAGACUUGGAAUAAUUGCCGUCAAUCCUUGUGCACCGAGUGACACAUCGUCUACGCAGCAUACCACGAGCAAUCAAAAUACAGUAAUUUCCAUUGCAGCUUCUAGCAAAAGUUUCUUUUUCCCGGAGAAGCCCUGCGAUAAAGCAACACCCGAGGUCGAACUCUUAGAAGAGAAGCCGAUCAAGGAGAGUAGCGACAAAGAUCUCACUCAAGAACCUGUUUCACAAGCACCAGAGAUCGACGGCGAGGAAUCAGCGAAAAUGCAGUACACGGUCCACAAAGGGCCUAUUUUAGACAUCAAGGUUUUUAAGAAUUCUUUCCUAGCAGCAAGUGAAGACAGUAAAAUAUACAGAUACAGUCAGACGUCUAAUGAGAUACUGAAUAUCUAUAAAGGUCACAAAUCCGCGGUUACAUGUCUGUAUAUCUGUAAGUCAGAUAUCACAGGAGUUAACAAAGAGCUUAUGUAUUCUGGUUCCUUGGAUGGCACCUUGCGUUGUUACGAUAUAUCGAGUGGCGAAUUGAUAAAGAAUCCGGCGCAAAUAAACAGUCCGAUUCAGUGUAUGGAUCAAGCAUGGGGAAUAAUCUUUAUUGGAACUAAAUCUGGCCAUGUCUCGCGUUUUCAAAUCAAGACUAGUGCCACUAAAGGAAGUACUAUCUCAUUUUCGGAUAAGUCUGUACUUGCGCUUAAAGCGACAAAUGAAGGCCCGCGAAAAAUCCUUAUUGUAGCAUCUCGAAACCAACCUAUAGCUAUACGCGAUGCACUGAAUGGCUUGUUUCUCCGUACGAUUAGCGGCCAGAAGAAUCACACGGUUUACAGUUUAUUGCGUCAUAAUAAUUUGAUCUAUUGUGGUACAAGCAGCAGAUCCAUAAACGUUUUCGAUUUCACGACUGGUGAACAAGCAAUUCAAUAUGAUGCUGGUGUUGGUAUUGUGUGUAUGCGUCUUUAUAAGCAUCUACUCUUCGCAGGCUGUUACGACGGCAAUAUUUAUGUUUUUAAUAUAAACAAUCACAAAUUAGUAUGUAGCAUACAUGGCCCAGGGAAUAUGUUAUUAAGUAUAGAGGUUGUAAAUAAUAAGAUUAUAGCGGGAAGUAAAGACAAGCGUUUGCAUUCGUGGGAAAUGCCGACUCAAGUGCGUGCCUUACUUUAAACAAUGUUGUUGCACGUUCAAGAAUUCUCUACUUUAAAAAUAAUUAAUUGGAGAAACGAUCGGCUAACAACUCAGCGAUCGAAUAAUAUUAUGAUAUAUAAAUGUGUAAAGCAGUUAACGACACCGAAGUAAUAAUUUAAUAAUAUAUAUCGGAAUUGUACUAAAAAAUGUCGAACAUUUUCGAAUUUUCUCACUAUAAAUAGCGUUAUAAUACUACAUUCUUAAUCUUCGCAAAUCGCUUUUAUUUAUAUCAUAUGUUUAAUAAGUAAAUGCUGGAAAGCACAAGAUGCUAAAUAAGAUAUUUAUAAUUAUAGUACUAUAUGAUAUAUCGUUCCUCUUAUGCUAAUAUCAUGAGCGAUUCGAUAAAUUUUGGAAAUUUAUAAUUGAAUGUAAAAUGUAAUAUCUUAUUUUGACUCGAUAAUUGUAACUCGAGAUUUUUUAAAUUAAAAUUGAAAUUUAUGUAUACAUUCAUCAUUAUUCCAAUUGUUUUGGCAUACAGUUGAGAAUAAAAAAAGACAUUUAUCCCACUUCUUUAAUUAAAAAGUAAAAAUUUGCACAUUCAUGGUUUUGCUAUAAGAAGGACAAUAUAUUUAUAAUUACGUACUAUACGAUGAUAAGAACCGUUUUUAGUGAGGAAGUACUGGCGCCAAAAUUAUUUGUUAUUAUAUGCUUACAUAUCUGUAAUAUGUCAAGUGUACAGUUGUAAAGAAUUUUAGACUGAAUUAAUGCAAUAAUGAAAGUUAUUUUAUGUAUGCUUUGCACACACAAACAGAUUAGAAAAGUUUUCAUUAACUUUGUAAUCAUCCGAAAAUGUUGGGACAUUUAAUAUAUGUAUGUAGGCAUAAAUUUCAUGUCAGCGCGUGUCAACGUUUUGAGCUAUUUCAAAAUUGAGACUGGUAUACACAUAGUUGAGAAUCACGCAAAAUACAUGGCAUUCAGUGGUUUAUAUGAACUCUUUGUUAAACAAUGCUCUUGUUCCUUGUUGGUAUUUAGCGAAGAUUUGUCGUCUGUUCCUAGGAAGCUAUAUGUCCUUAAAAAGAUCUUGUUUAUAUUGAUGCCAAUAUCAUGCUUUAUUAUAUAUUUGCUUUGUCGUGUGUUUUUAAUGGAAACAAAUAUACUCUAUCAUCCUUUAA
Temnothorax curvispinosus is the source of this 13673-nucleotide messenger RNA. RefSeq lists its product as uncharacterized. The record is from RefSeq and is a predicted model, not a curated record. Gene Ontology annotation, molecular function: RNA binding; SH3 domain binding. The transcript has 7 exons. Gene Ontology annotation, cellular component: cytosol; membrane. Lineage: Eukaryota; Metazoa; Arthropoda; Insecta; Hymenoptera; Formicidae. Bases 106 to 12540 code for a protein of 4144 amino acids.